This is a messenger RNA of Hibiscus syriacus, 2162 nucleotides long. Its product is annotated as dnaJ protein ERDJ3A-like. The record is from RefSeq and is a predicted model, not a curated record. Lineage: Eukaryota; Viridiplantae; Streptophyta; Magnoliopsida; Malvales; Malvaceae. The transcript has 7 exons. Bases 116 to 1873 code for a protein of 585 amino acids.
CUAUUUAAUUUUGCAACUGUCAUCUUUUAACUUGUAACUCUCCCUCUCUGUUUCUUCAUAUAAUCCACAUCCCGAUUCAAAAAUUCCCCAGCAGCGUUUCAGGUUUUUUUCGAAGAUGAAAAUUCGAUGGCCAUUGUCUAUUGCCUUCUUUUCAACGCUGUUAAUUUUACACGGUGAAGCCAAAACUACUGAUCCUUACAAGGUUCUUGGCGUGGAGAAAAACGCCAGUCAAAGAGAGAUUCAAAAGGCUUUCCACAAGCUUUCCCUUCAGUACCACCCCGACAAGAACAAAAGUAAAAGCGCACAAGAGAAGUUUGCUGAGAUCAACAACGCAUAUGACAUUUUAUCGGAUGAGCAGAAGAGAAAAAAUUAUGAUAUGUAUGGUGAUGAAAAAGGUGACCCAGGAUUUGAUGCUGGGCACCCUGGGGAUCAUGGUGGACAUACUUUCUUCACUAGCGGCGGACCUGGACAAAGUGGGUUUACAUCAGGACCAGGUGGAUGGCAGCACAUGGAUGGGCAGGGAAGUUCCCAGAGUUUCUCAUUUUCCUUCAGUGACCCUGGUGGAUCACGCUCUUUUAGCGGCCAUGGUGGUGGACCAGGUUCCUUUGGUUUUGAUGUUGACGACAUUUUCUCAGGCUUCUUUGGGGGUGGUAUGAAAGAUCAAUUUGGCGGUUUCGGAAGUUCAAGCAGGUCUCAAUAUCAGUCUGGGAGUUCAUCUCACUCUCAACCUAGGAGUUCACCUAAGAGCAUUAGAGCAAUAAAUUCUGAGAUCUUCAGGAAAGAGAUAGCUGACCAAGGGAUGACUUGGCUUUUGUUAUUUUAUACACCUUCAUUGCAGGGGAAACAAUAUUUUGAAUCUAUCAUAGAUGAGGUGGCCAGUUUAUUACCAGGAGCAAUAAAGGUUGGGAACAUAAAUUGUGAAACUGAGUUGUCUUUAUGUAAAGAACUGGCCGCACGUCCAGGGAGAGCUCCAAGGUUGUUUGUUUACUCGUACAAAGGAAGUGAGAAGGGCUCUCUUGAAGAAUACAAGGGUGAUUUAAUGGCUAAGAAUGUCAAGUCAUUUUGCCAAGAUCAUUUACCUAGGUUUUCAAAAAGAAUAAGCUUAAAGCAUUUUGACUUGUCUAAUAGUAAUGUAGAUAAACACCCUAGGGUGAUGCUUCUUUCUACCAAAAAGGAUACACCGGUAAUCUGGCGUGUUCUCAGUGGAUUGUAUUACAAAAGAUUCACUUUCUAUGAUGCAGAGGUUCACGAUGUUUCUGAUCCAGUUGUGAAGAAGUUAGGUGUCAAUGAACUUCCUGCUAUAAUUGGGUGGCUGUCCAAUGGAGAGAAGCACAUUCUGAAAUCUGGUAUUUCUGUAAAGGAUUUGAAGUCUGCCAUCAAAGAUCUCAGUUCGAUGCUUGAUAGUUUCGAGAAGAAGACUAAGAAGGUAGCUAGUGAAAAACAGACGGGUUCCAAGGAGGGACAGUUACCUUUGUUGACAGCAUCAAACUUUGAUGCUCUUUGUGGGGAUAAAACUCCUGUCUGUAUUAUUGGUGCAUUCCGAUCGACCAGAGCUAGGGAUAAGCUAGAGUCCCUUUUAUCCAAGGUUUCUCAGAAAUCCCUAUCAAGGAGACAGAAUGCGGUAUCGGGUUCUAGGGAUUCUGUGUCCUAUGUCCUCUUAGAUGCUACGAAGCAACAAUCAUUUUUAGGUGCACUCGACAAACCUGGAUUUAAAUCAAUGGAUAAUUUCCUGGUGGCGUAUAAACCUCGGAAGGGGAAGUUUGCUGCAUUUACAGGUGAAAUGAGCAUCGAAGAGGUAGAGAGGUUCGUUAGCGCCGUUCUUAAUGGAGAUGUACAAUUCACCAAGACAAGGCAGAAGCCAGUUCUCAAGUGAACCAGUCGAUCAUUAAGAAUUCAGUUCUGGUUCCCGAACACCAUGUACAGUGUGUAAAGAUUUCACACCUACACUAUGUGAACACACCUUGGCUCCAACAUGCCCACCUUGAGUGUGGGGUGUUCUUUCAUUAUACACAAUCUCUGACAAACUUGCAUAAUGCAAGGGGUGAUGACACACACGGGACAUUUUUGUCGCAUUUCUUGUAGAGUAAUAUAUCAUUUAACAUGCUAUUGUACUUGGGCAAUAACAAUUUACAAUAUGGAAAAAGAAAAUCAAUAUUUUACUU